CCCCACACAACCAAAUAAGGGAAUUUCACCAUGUCCUACACCGGCCACUGCAUAUGGAAAGGCAUCCAAGUCUCGCUGGAUCAACAGCCUGCGGAUUUUCUGCGAUGUCAUUGUACGACACCCCCCCUCAACCCCAUAACCUCCACCGACGUCCUCAUCAAAGUCGCCGCCGCCGGCUUCUGCCACACGGACUACCAAGUCUACGAAGGCGUCUAUAAUUCCCGGGAAAUCCGACUGAUAGUUCGAAACGGAUCCGAGGGGUCGCCUGCUCUACCGAUUUAGAGGGAUAGGGCCUAGCUUAGAUCCAUGAAUGGAUCUAUACCUUACUAUCAGGUCAUCUUGUCUGGUGGCAAGCAGCAGUUCAGACUCGGGGGAAGUGGCAGCGGAAGAGGGG
This is a messenger RNA of Aspergillus ibericus CBS 121593, 394 nucleotides long. RefSeq lists its product as uncharacterized. NCBI's taxonomy places the organism in Eukaryota, Fungi, Ascomycota, Eurotiomycetes, Eurotiales, Aspergillaceae. The record is from RefSeq and is a predicted model, not a curated record. Bases 31 to 282 code for a protein of 83 amino acids. The transcript has 2 exons.